Colletotrichum chrysophilum is the source of this 3987-nucleotide messenger RNA. RefSeq lists its product as uncharacterized. Gene Ontology annotation, molecular function: ATP binding; ATP hydrolysis activity; ABC-type transporter activity. The coding region runs from base 1 to 3987 and encodes 1328 amino acids. Gene Ontology annotation, cellular component: membrane. The transcript has 4 exons. The record is from RefSeq and is a predicted model, not a curated record. Gene Ontology annotation, biological process: transmembrane transport. NCBI's taxonomy places the organism in Eukaryota, Fungi, Ascomycota, Sordariomycetes, Glomerellales, Glomerellaceae.
AUGGACAACGACUACGUCAGUCGCAUCGGAUGCGAUGGUAUUCGUGGUCAGUCUUGCGAUGAUGCCGUUGUCGUUUUUGGAGCAUGCCCGCUCUCCCCGGCCAUCAACUCUGCUCAGCAUCUUCCUUCUGGGUCUGAUGCCGGCCGUCAGCAAGCCUACACCUCCCUCGCAUCACUUGUUUUGAAGGCUGCAAUUUUGGUCGUGGAGUCUCACCAAAAGCCACUGGCAUGGUACGUCGACCAGAAACCGCAGGGUCCCGAAGCGUAUGGCGGCAUCAUCAAGCUGGCUUCGUUCUUCUGGUUGAACGGCCUCUUCAUCAAGGGAUACCGUAAAAUUCUCACAAUCAGUGACCUCUACCUCCUCGACGAUGCUAUGACGGCCGAGGUCUUGCACGCAAAGUUUGAGCCUCACUAUGCGAGAAACAACAGCGUCGGCAAGUCGCAUCCCCUCGCCAGAAGCUUGUUUCGUACCCUCGCAAUUCCCUUGAUCCUGCCGGUCGUCCCUCGGGCCCUUCGAAUCGGAUUCAUGUUUGGGCAGCCCCUUUUGAUUCAAGGUCUCCUGAGCUAUCUAGUAGAGCCCGCAGACUCUUCGUCGCCGAACAAGGGUUACGCAUUCAUCGGCGCGGCGUUCUUCAUCUACGUCGGCAUGGCAGCCUGUCAGGCGCUGCACUUUUACCUGCACGAACGGUCUCUCUUCAUGGUCAGGGGAGUGCUGGCGUCCGCUGUGUACCGCAAGACGACAGUCCUGAAGCUCUCUGCCGCAGACGACUCUGCGGCCUUGACGCUCAUGAACGCCGACGUGGAGCGCUUCAAGGGCGGCAUCCAGCAUUUCCACGAAUACUGGGCGAAUCCCAUCGAGAUUGCAAUCGCAUGCUGGCUCCUCGAGCGCCAGAUCGGUGCUGCCUUUGUGUCACCCAUCAUUCUUGUCAUCAUCUGCUUCGCAAUCGCCGCAGUCAUUGCCGGCGUGUCAGCGUCUCGUCAGGCAGUGUGGAUGAAGGCUAUCCAGAAGCGGGUGGGCGUGACGUCCAAGUCUAUCUCCAGUAUGAAGGCGCUAAAGAUUUCUGCCAUGACGGGCCCGGUGGAGAAGUUGAUUCUCAAACUGCGGCUCCAGGAUCUUCAUGAUGGCGGACGGUGGCGCUCCAUGAUCAUCUGCGCUGUCGCUGCUUCUUUCACGCCGACCCUACUCGGGCCGACGGUGGCAUUUGCAACGACCUCGUCGACUCUGGACGUUACUCGCAUCUUUACGUCCAUCGCUUACUUGAUGCUCAUCGCUGGCCCCUUGGGACUGCUGCUGCAAACGUUCCCGAUGAUGACUGGAGCAUUCGCCUGUUUGGGCCGUAUCCAAGCAUAUCUCAACAAGGAAGCGCGAGUGGAUUUCCGCAAGACCCCUGAAUCGAUGCCCCCAGCUAAGCAGAAUGGGAAUGUUCCGGCGGACUCUGAGGCCACCGCGAUUACAGUCACGCAGGGCUCCUUUGGCUGGGAACAGGGAAAGAACGUCUUGGAGAAGAUCGACAUCAAGAUUCCCGCCUCUUCCCUCACCAUCAUUGUGGGGCCCAUUGCCUCUGGGAAGUCGACUUUGUUGAAGGCCUUUCUAGGCGAGACACCAUACAAUUCCGGUGACGUCGCUUUUGGAGUCAGCUGCCGCAACGUGGGCUACUGCGACCAGUCCCCUUUCCUCUACAACGACACGGUCAAGGCCAACAUCAUUGGGCACUCUGCCCUGGACCCGGAGCGCUACAAACAAGUCAUCGACGCCACCAUGUUGUCUGCAGACCUGGCAACGCUGCCCAAAGGUGACCGCACCAAGAUUGGCAGCAAUGGCGUCACAUUGAGCGGAGGCCAAAGACAACGAGUUGCCCUCGCACGCGCCCUCUACCUGGAGACCGAGAUUCUCAUCCUCGACGACAUUCUGAGCGGCCUCGAUGCCAACACAGAGGAGCAUGUUUUCCGCCGCGUGUUUGGUCCUGAUGGCAUCGUUCGCCGCAGAGGGGUCACGGCAGUGCUCUGCACUCACUCGGUCCGGCACCUUCCUUCAGCAAACCACAUCAUAGCCCUCGGUACAGACUGCACCGUGGUCGAACAAGGCUCUUUCGCCGACUUGAAAAACAACGGAAAAUACAUUGAGAGCCUCAAAGUUUCGGAGGAAAAGGCUGCUUACAAGAGUGCCGACGACGACGACGAAGAUGAACCUGAGCCUAUCGCUCUGACAAAAACAAAGACUGCCGAGUCCGUCUUGGAGAAGGAGGCGGACAAGGCACGCCAGGUGGGCGACACGUCGGUCUACGGACACUGGUUCGGCACCAUGUCGCCGCUGGUACUUGCUGGAUACUUCUUCUGGUGCACCGCCUACGGCUUCAACCAGGCCUUUCCCAACAUCUGGCUCAAGGUCUGGUCUGAGGACAUUGUGUCACCUGAUCCGAAGCAUGGCAAAGCAUACUACUUGGGCAUAUACGCCCUCCUCGAAGUGCUGUGUCUCGUCUCCUUGAUCAUGGUCAUAUUCAUCUGCUUGAGAAUCAUGAUCUACCAGUCAGGGGCCAAGCUCCACCAACAGAGCCUGCGGACACUCAUCGGCGCGCCUUUGAAGUACCUGACAAUCACUGAUGCCGGCACCAUCACCGGGCUUUUUGCCCAAGACAUCAACCUGAUUGACGGAGAGCUUCCUAUGGCGUUCAUCAACUUUUCUUUUGGGCUGUUCACUGCGAUCGGGAUGCUAUUCAUCAUUGCAACCACAUCACCCUGGCUAGUUAUCACCUACCCGUUCCUCAUCGGGGUCGUAGUCGCGGUGCAGAGGUUCUACCUGCGGACGUCGAGGCAGCUGCGGCUAUUGGAUCUCGAGGCAAAGGGUCCUCUCUACUCUCACUUCAUCGACACUCUCAAGGGCCUGGCCACCGUGCGAGCUUUGGGCUUCAUACCCACCGACAUCUCGCGUUGGCUGGCGCUCGUUUUGAGGCUCAUUGUCGCCGCCAUCGCGAUUCUUGUCGUCACUCUGUCGACACAGUUGCGAGCAAAUUCGGGAUACACAGGAGCAACUCUCGUGACGAUCAUGCGAUUGAGUGACACGCUCACCAUGCUCGCGUCCUCGUUUACUUCGGUAGAAACCAGUAUCGGCGCCGUAGCACGUAUCAAGACUUUCCAUGAGACAGUCAAGCCCGAGACUGGGCCAGAAGAAGACACUAUACCCGAGGAAAGCUGGCCUCAGAAGGGCGCGGUCGAAAUCAAGGGCAUCUCAGCUUCGUACGGCGACCCCGAGGACCCCAAGUCUAUGGAUGAACUCGCCAUCCGCGAUCUCGAUCUUACCAUCAACGCCGGAGAGACGGUAGCCGUCUGCGGACGCACGGGAAGUGGGAAAUCCUCUCUGGUGCUCCUGCUCCUCCGUCUUCUCAACCAUCUUCCAGACUCCGACGGCGACAUCACCAUCGAUUCCCUGCCCGCUAGCAAAAUAGACAGAGACGUCCUCCGCCGCCGCAUCAUCGCUGUCUCCCAAGACCCCAUCUUCCUUCCUGACGGCUCGACCAUCCAGGACAACCUUGAUCCGUUCGGUGAAGCAGAUGAAGCAGAAUGCAGGAGCGUUCUCGAACAAGUUGGGCUUUCCGCAGCAAUCGAGGAUCGCGGUGGCCUGUCUGCCGACCUUCCCUCAGAGGCUCUCAGCGCGGGCCAGAAGCAGCUCUUCUGCCUUGCGCGGGCCGUUCUCCGCCGCCGUGUCAGGGGGCGCAACGGUGCCGAGGGUGGCAUCCUCCUUCUCGACGAGGUCUCGUCAAGCGUCGACAAGGCCACCGAGGUGGAGAUGCACAAUGUCAUCUCACGUGAGUUCAAGGGGUACACCGUCAUCAUGGUGUCUCACCGGCUGGACACUGUGAUGGAUUGUGAUACCAUCGUGGUCAUGGACAAGGGGCGCGUGGUAGAGAAGGGCGAGCCAGGUGUAUUGAAGGAUCAGGAGGGCGGUGUAUUUAGGGAGCUUUGGAACGCCAGCAGGACAUCCGAGGAGUGA